AUGGCCAUGCUGCUUGAGCUGAGCGUGCCCCCCGCCGUGCCCUACCUGGACGGGCCCCCCACGCCGCUGGCCUUCUACCGGGACUGGGUGUGCCCCAACCGGCCCUGCAUCGUCCGCCGCGCGCUGGGCCACUGGCCGGCCCUCCGCAAGUGGUCGCUGCCCUACCUGAGGGCCGCGGCGGGCGCCACGGAGGUGAGCGUGGCGGUGACCCCGGACGGCUACGCGGACGCGGUGCGCGGGGGCCGCUUCGUGCUGCCGGCCGAGCGCCGGCUGCCGCUGGGCCGCGUGCUGGACGUGCUGGAGGGCCGCGCCGCGCACCCCGGCGUGCUCUACGUGCAGAAGCAGUGCUCGAACCUGCGCGCCGAGCUGCCCGCGCUGCUGCCCGACCUCCCGCCCCACGUGCCCUGGGCCUCCGAGGCCCUAGGAAAGAUGCCCGACGCGGUGAACUUCUGGCUCGGGGAGGCCGCGGCCGUGACCUCGCUGCACCGGGAUCACUACGAGAACCUGUACUGUGUGCUGUCGGGGGAGAAGCGCUUCCUCCUGCACCCGCCCAGCGACCGGCCCUUCAUCCCCUACGAGCUGUUCGCGCCGGCCACGUACCAGCUGACGGAAGACGGGGCCUUUAAGAUCGUGGACGAAGAAACCACGGAGAAGGUGCCCUGGAUCCCGCUGGACCCCCUGGCCCCGGACCUGGCCCGGUACCCCGGCUACAGCCAGGCGCGGGCCCUGCGCUGCACCGUGCGCGCCGGCGAGCUGCUCUACCUGCCCUCCCUGUGGUUCCACCACGUCCAGCAGUCCCACGGCUGCAUUGCUGUGAAUUUCUGGUACGACAUGGAAUAUGACCUCAAGUACAGUUACUUCCAGCUGCUGGACUCCCUCACCAAGGCCGCUGGGCUCAACUGAGGGAGCCUGGUGACCGCUGCCAGGGACGGGGCUGGCGGGGCGCUCCACCCCCCCGGAGCCCAGGACCACCGGCAGCAGUGUGCCAGCCUUCCCUGCCCCCCCAAUGCCAGGGACGGGGCUGGCGGGGCGCUCCACCCCCCUGGAGCCCAGGACGACCGGCAGCAGUGUGCCAGCCUUCCCUGCCCCCCCCAAUGCCAGGGACAGGGGCCUGGGGGGCGCUU
Messenger RNA from Perognathus longimembris pacificus (Pacific pocket mouse), 1124 nucleotides. It is a transcript of the gene Jmjd7, whose product is annotated as jumonji domain containing 7. Lineage: Eukaryota; Metazoa; Chordata; Mammalia; Rodentia; Heteromyidae. The record is from RefSeq and is a predicted model, not a curated record. Gene Ontology annotation, molecular function: 2-oxoglutarate-dependent dioxygenase activity.